CUCUCACUCACCCUCUCUUUCAUUUGCUCACAUUCUCUCACUUUCCCUACCAGGCUUCACACACACUGCAGGAUGUCGAUAGUGAUCAUUGUUGCCAGGGAGAUCCUGGACUCCAGGGGGAACCCCACAGUGGAAGUGGACCUGCACACUGACAAAGGUGUCUUCAGGGCAGCUGUGCCUAGCGGAGCGUCUACUGGCAUCUAUGAAGCCCUGGAGCUGAGAGACGGAGACAAAAGCCGCUACAAGGGCAAAGGUGUGCUCAAGGCUGUUGGUCACAUCAAUGACACCAUCGGUCCUGCCCUCAUCCAGUCGGAGGUCAGUGUGGUAGAACAGGACAAACUGGACAAGAUGAUGAUAGAGAUGGACGGCACUGAGAACAAGUCUCAGUUUGGGGCCAAUGCUAUUCUGGGUGUGUCUUUGGCCAUAUGCAAAGCUGGUGCUGCAGAGAAAGGUGUCCCCCUGUACCGUCACAUUGCUGACCUGGCAGGAAACACAGAGCUAGUGCUUCCAGUUCCUGCCUUUAACGUUAUCAAUGGGGGCUCUCAUGCGGGCAACAAGCUGGCCAUGCAGGAGUUCAUGGUACUUCCUGUAGGGGCGGAGUCUUUCAGGGACGCUGUGCGUGUGGGGGCGGAGCUAUACCAGACGCUGAGGGAAGUGAUCAAGGAGAAGUAUGGCCAGAACGCCACCAACGUGGGGGACGAGGGGGGGUUCGCCCCAAACAUACUGGAGAACACUGAAGCUCUGGAGCUGAUCAAGACAGCCAUUGAGAAGGCAGGUUUCACAGACAAGGUGGUGAUUGGGAUGGACGUGGCAGCCUCUGAGUUCUACAAAGAGGGCAAGUACGACCUGGACUUCAAGUCUCCGCCCAACGCAGACCGCCACAUCAGCGCCCAAGAGCUCUGCGACAUGUACCAGGGCUUCGUCAAUGACUACCCAGUGGUGUCCAUUGAGGAUCCGUUUGACCAGGAUGACUGGCCGGCCUGGUCCCAGAUGACAGCCUCCGUGGGUAUCCAGGUGGUGGGGGACGACCUGACCGUCACCAACCCCAAGAGGAUAGAGCGCGCCCUGGAGGAGAGGGCCUGCAACUGCCUGCUGCUCAAAGUGAACCAGAUCGGCUCUGUCACCGAAGCCAUUCAGGCGUGUAAGUUGGCUCAGGAGAAUGGCUGGGGGGUGAUGGUGAGCCACCGCUCAGGUGAGACAGAGGACACCUUCAUUGCUGAUCUGGUGGUGGGCCUCUGCACUGGACAAAUCAAGACUGGAGCUCCCUGUCGAUCAGAGCGGCUGGCCAAAUACAAUCAACUCAUGAGGAUUGAGGAGGAGUUAGGGGAUCAGGCUCGCUUCGCAGGGCACAACUUCCGGAACCCCGCCGCCCUCUAAGACUCCUCUGGGCUGACGGACACUGACACAGAAUCCCAGACACACAUCACUGCAGGGCACAGAUGGACUGACAGAUGUCCACAGACAGAGAUACAUAACUACCUACAAUGAGUCCUUUAGACAGAUAGGUCAGACAGACAUAUUUAAUUUAACCUUUAUUUAAAUAGGCAAGUCAGUUAAGAACAAAUUCUUAUUUUCAAUGACGGCCUAGGAACAGUGGGUUAACUGCCUGUUCAGGGGCAGAACGACAGAUUUGUACCUAGUCAGC
Molecule: messenger RNA, 1645 nt
Organism: Oncorhynchus gorbuscha (pink salmon)
Lineage: Eukaryota; Metazoa; Chordata; Actinopteri; Salmoniformes; Salmonidae
Product: gamma-enolase-like
Exons: 11
Coding region: 73-1377 (434 amino acids)
Biological process (GO): glycolytic process
Cellular component (GO): phosphopyruvate hydratase complex
Molecular function (GO): phosphopyruvate hydratase activity; magnesium ion binding
Source: RefSeq, a predicted model, not a curated record